This is a messenger RNA of Castor canadensis (American beaver), 2427 nucleotides long. The record is from RefSeq and is a predicted model, not a curated record. Lineage: Eukaryota; Metazoa; Chordata; Mammalia; Rodentia; Castoridae.
GGCUAGCAGGCUGCGAGCCAGCCGCGAACCGGGCGGGCGCAGGGCGCGCGCACCAUGGGGGAGAAACCCGGGACCAGGGUCUUCAAGAAGUCGAGCCCUAACUGCAAGGUGAGUCACCCACAGUGCUUGUCUCUUUGAUCCUCCAUGGGCCCUACCAAAGCCCAGCCUGCCCCUAGACAAUCCCCAACCUCUAGCUCCCCACUUCCUGUGACAGCUAAAAACCAACUUCCUUCCCUCCUGAAGCCCCUUGCUGCAGAGGCUGCUUAGCCUGAGCCAGCCACAGGGUGGGGACAGGGCUGGGUCCCUAAGCAAGACCAAAGUAAGAAGAUAGAAGCCCUCUGCCUAUAAACUCUCUUAGGAGCCACUCCAGGGAGCUUGGAGCUGGGAAAAGUUAAUAGUCCCCCAGGCUAUGGCCUGUUUAUUCCAGAACCCCUUUGAGAAGACCUAGUGAGGCUGGCAGCCAAUCUGGCUGAUGAUGCCCCUUCCCCCCACCCCCAGCCCUCAUAGGCUGAGGUGUGAAAAGUGAUUAUCCCUUAUUGAAAAAGCCUAAAGCUUGGUUGAUGGUCUGGGAAACCCCACCACCCUCACCUUCCAACGCUACUGGGAGAAACUCCUUCCUGACAGCCCAGCCUGGGGCAGGACCGCCACCUUUGAGGGCUCUGAUGCCUUGUUACCAUCCUCCCCAAUCUUCCCUGUGACCCCUUGACAUCCUCAGCUCACCGUGUACUUGGGCAAGCGGGACUUUGUAGAUCACCUGGACAAAGUGGAUCCUGUAGGAAAUGAGCCCAUAUGUCCCUUUCCUAGAUGGUGUGGUACUCGUGGAUCCUGACUACUUGAAGGACCGCAAAGUGUUUGUGACUCUCACCUGCGCCUUCCGCUAUGGCCGCGAAGACCUGGAUGUGCUGGGCUUGUCCUUCCGCAAAGACCUGUUCAUCGCCACCUACCAGGCCUUCCCCCCAAUGCCCAACCCACCCCGGCCCCCCACCCGCCUGCAGGACCGGCUGUUGAGGAAGCUGGGCCAGCAUGCCCACCCCUUUUUUUUUACAAUACCCCAGAAUCUGCCCUGUUCUGUCACACUGCAGCCAGGACCAGAGGACACAGGGAAGGCCUGCGGGGUAGACUUUGAGAUUCGAGCCUUCUGUGCCAAAUCACUAGAAGAGAAAAGCCACAAAAGGAAUUCUGUGCGACUGGUGAUCCGAAAGGUGCAGUUUGCCCCAGAGAAACCUGGCCCCCAGCCUUCAGCUGAAACCACACGCCACUUCCUCAUGUCUGACCGGUCCCUGCACCUUGAGGCUUCCCUGGACAAGGAGCUGUACUACCACGGGGAGCCCCUCAAUGUCAAUGUCCACGUCACCAACAACUCCACCAAGACCGUCAAGAAGAUCAAAGUCUCUGUGAGACAGUAUGCCGACAUCUGCCUCUUCAGCACCGCACAGUACAAGUGUCCUGUAGCUCAGCUUGAACAAGAUGACCAGGUAUCUGCCAGUUCCACAUUCUGUAAGGUGUACACCAUAACCCCGCUGCUCAGUGACAACCGGGAGAAACGUGGCCUUGCCCUGGAUGGGAAGCUCAAGCAUGAGGACACCAACCUGGCUUCUAGCACCAUUGUGAAGGAGGGUGCCAACAAGGAAGUGCUCGGAAUCCUGGUGUCCUAUAGGGUCAAGGUGAAGCUGGUAGUGUCUCGACGUGGGGAUGUCUCAGUGGAGCUGCCUUUUGUUCUUAUGCACCCCAAGCCCCAUGAUCACAUCACCCUCCCCAGACCCCAAUCAGCAUCCAUCCACCCACCCCCUUUCCUCCCCUCAGCCGCUCGGGAAACAAACGUCCCUGUGGAUACUAAUCUCAUAGAAUUCGAUACCAACUACGCCACAGACGACGACAUUGUGUUUGAGGACUUUGCCCGGCUUCGGCUGAAGGGGAUUAAGGAUGACGACUAUGAUGACCAGUUCUGCUAGGAAGGGGGGCUAGAAGAAGGGAGUGGAUGGUGCUGGAGAGGUAGGGGCAGGACCAUGACCUCACUAGCAACAGGGAUGCGGGGGGGUCCCAGCCUCUCCUCCUUCCUCUCCCAUCUGGCAGCUUCCUUAACCAACCCCUUCACUCCCUUUCCCCCAUCCCUCCAAGAUACACACUGGACUCAUCACUUGUUGAAAAUGGGCAUUAAUCUUUUGACUACAGCUCUGCUUCCCCAGCCUCCCCCCACUCAACCAGGGUGGCAAGCUGUGUUCACACCUACAUUUUUUGGAGGGGAACACUGAAAACAAUGAGUGACAGCAGGGAAAGGGGGAGAAAGAACUCCCACAUUCAGCCUCAUGCCAACACACCCCUUCAGUCACUCUCUGUGCCUCCCAUUCCUCAACAUGAGAUGCUGUGAGAGCAAGGCCAUUUCUUUGUUUCUGAGCAUAAAGAAGAAAAUAAACCUUUUAGUAGGUA